Molecule: messenger RNA, 1354 nt
Organism: Dalotia coriaria
Lineage: Eukaryota; Metazoa; Arthropoda; Insecta; Coleoptera; Staphylinidae
Exons: 4
Coding region: 239-1237 (332 amino acids)
Source: RefSeq, a predicted model, not a curated record
CACUGUCCGCCUGCAGUCGUGUGUGGCUCGUGCCUCGUCACAGUCGUUGCGCUUCACUUGGUUUCUUCGCGACACGCGCGCGCGUGUCUUCAAUUGUUAUCAGAAACUUGUUUAAACAUCAUCGUUUCAAAUUAAGCACAUUAAGUGUCGCACUGUUGUUGUAACUACAUCAAUCUUGGGUUAUUUAGGUAAUUUUGAAGAACAACGAACUGGAAUUUACGACAAUUUUCAGAUUAAAAUGCAGCUUUACCUAAAGCUGUUAAUCCUGGCGCAUGCCGCCAUCUUGAUUAACGCUCACGGUCGUCUAAUGGACCCGCCAGCGAGGAAUUCAAUGUGGCGUUUUGGGUUUCCGAAUCCUGUUAAUUACAAUGACAACGAAUUGUUUUGUGGUGGUCGUGGAGUUCAAUGGGAACAAAAUGGCGGUAAAUGCGGUGUCUGUGGUGAUCCUUAUCACGCUCCAAAACCACGUCCACAUGAAGCCGGAGGUGUUUAUGCAAACGGUAUAAUCUCCAGACAUUACUCCGUGGGACAAUCUGUUGAUAUUGAAAUUGAACUUACUGCGAAUCACUACGGACGUUUUGAGAUUUUCCUUUGCCCGAAUAACAAUGCUGCACAAGAAGCAACGACAGAAUGUCUACAACGUUAUCCAUUGUAUAUUGCUGGCACGAAAGAAGUCGCAUUCCGGAUUCCGGUUGAUGGUAAAAAGAAAGCCAUCUUUCGGUACAAUGUGCAACUACCGCCCUAUGUGACAUGCACGCAAUGCGUGUUGCAGUGGUCGUACUACACCGGAAACCAAUGGGGUGAUUGUGGAAAUGGCACCACUGCCGAAGGUUGUGGAGAACCGGAAACAUUCCGCAACUGUGCUGAUGUUGCUAUAUUAUCAAACGUUGGCGGAGGUGUACCACCAUUGUUUGUGGGCGUGGACAAUCCAUACAUUCUGUUUUAUCGUGAUGCUCGUCGUCCGUCACCAUACAACGUUUUCCCGUUGAUUGUCAGAGAACAAGUUUGUGUUGCAAAUGCUAUUUAUCGAAUGAUUCCGGGUAUUGAUGACUGGUGCCAGAUUAACUGCAUGAAAUAUCCACCGAAUUGUCCAGCGAAAGUGUGUGCUUGUCCUACAACUUGUGAUGCUAUCGGUGAACACGCUGGUAUACGUGACGCUGAUGUUCAUUGUAUGGAUCAAUGUCUGUACUACAAGUCUGAAUGUCCACGCGACAAAUGUCGCUGCUACGAAGAAUAAAGAUGGCGUUGAUGCUGUCAGCCAUUUUGAACGCUUAUCGCUUACGAUACUCAAUUAUUUUUUUUAUUAUGUGAAUAAAUGUUUUGUAAUAUCAAUAAAAUACAUUUUUACAUUUUA